AUGGACGCGCUCCGUGCUGUGCGCGGUGCGGCCGGCCGCGGCGGGCCGGGCAUGCUGAUGCCGGAGAAGUUUCAGAGCGGCCAUAUGCCACGCGGCGCGACGGUGCCGCUGUCACGCUCCUCGCUGCGCAGUGACGACGGCAGCGCCACCUUGGGAUCCGACAUGGACGACGAGUCGUCGGACAACGACGAGAUCGAGGUCUGCAGCGGCAGGGACACCGGUGAGGAGUUAGCCGAAGGCCCGAGAGCCAACAAGGACGAUGAAGCGAAGGCUCCUGAGGCCUUCGCUCAAGAAGCCUCCCCAAGGGGCAAGCCUUCGCCAGGGUCCGAUGACCUCUGGCGUGCCGAUGGUGCAAGGGCGAAGGACAGAACCUUCGGGCCAUGA
This is a messenger RNA of Miscanthus lutarioriparius, 384 nucleotides long. The record is from the annotation of a GenBank genome assembly. NCBI's taxonomy places the organism in Eukaryota, Viridiplantae, Streptophyta, Magnoliopsida, Poales, Poaceae.